Messenger RNA from Arvicola amphibius (Eurasian water vole), 2273 nucleotides. It is a transcript of the gene Meltf, whose product is annotated as melanotransferrin. NCBI's taxonomy places the organism in Eukaryota, Metazoa, Chordata, Mammalia, Rodentia, Cricetidae. Gene Ontology annotation, biological process: iron ion transport. Bases 1 to 2217 code for a protein of 738 amino acids. The record is from RefSeq and is a predicted model, not a curated record. The transcript is spliced from 16 exons. Gene Ontology annotation, cellular component: plasma membrane; early endosome; extracellular region.
AUGAGGUUCCUGAGUGUGACUCUCUUGCUGCUCCUGUCCCUGUACACUGCACUCGGUGUGAUGGAGGUGCGUUGGUGUGCCAUCUCGGACCCGGAGCAACAGAAAUGCGAAGACAUGAGCAAGGCCUUCCAGGAGGCUGGCAUCCAGCCCUCCCUCCUCUGCAUCCAGGGCACCUCUUCUGACCACUGUGUCCAGCUCAUCAAGGACCAAGAAGCUGAUGCCAUCACCUUGGAUGGAGGAGCCAUUUAUGAGGCGGGGAAGGAGCAUGGCCUGAAGCCAGUGGUGGCUGAAGUUUAUGACCAAGACGCUGGGACCUCCUAUUAUGCCGUGGCCGUGGUCAGGAGGAAUUCCAACGUGACCAUCAACACCCUGAAGGGCAUCAAGUCCUGCCACACAGGCAUCAACCGGACUGUGGGCUGGAACGUGCCUGUUGGCUACCUAGUGGAGAGCGGCCAUCUCUCAGUGAUGGGUUGUGAUGUGCUCAAAGCCGUUGGCGACUAUUUCGGGGGCAGCUGCGUCCCUGGAGCAGGAGAAACCAGCUACUCCGAGUCCCUCUGUCGUCUCUGCCGUGGUGACCCCUCUGGGCACAACGUGUGUGACAAGAGCCCCCUGGAGAGAUACUAUGACUACAGCGGGGCCUUCCGGUGCCUGGCGGAAGGAGCAGGUGACGUGGCCUUUGUGAAGCAUAGCACGGUGCUGGAGAACACGGAUGGGAAAACCCUGCCUUCCUGGGGCAAGGCGUUGAUGUCCCAGGACUUCCAGCUACUCUGCAGGGAUGGCAGCCGGGCCGAUGUCACUGAGUGGAGACGGUGCAACCUGGCCCGCGUGCCUGCGCAUGCCGUGGUGGUCAGGAAUGACAUGCAUGGGGGCCUCAUAUUCCAGCUGCUCAAUGAAGGCCAGAUUCUGUUCAACCACGAGGCCAGCAGCUUCCAAAUGUUCAGCUCCGAGGCCUAUGGCCAGAAGAACUUGCUGUUCAAAGACUCCACCUUGGAGCUUGUACCCAUCGCCACCCAGAACUAUGAGGCCUGGCUGGGUCAGGAAUACCUGCAAGCCAUGAAGGGCCUGCUCUGCGACCCCAACCGGCUGCCCCACUACCUGCGCUGGUGUGUGCUGUCCACACCCGAGAUCCAGAAGUGCGGAGACAUGGCUGUGGCCUUCAGCCGGCAGAGACUCAAGCCAGAGAUCCAGUGUGUGUCGGCCGAGUCCCCUGAGCACUGCAUGGAACAUAUCCAGGCUGGUCAUAUUGAUGCUGUGACCCUGGAAGGUGAGGACAUCUACACAGCAGGCAAGGCGUAUGGCUUGGUCCCGGCAGCUGGAGAACAGUAUGCUGAGGAGGACAAAAGCAGUUCCUACUUUGUGGUGGCUGUGGUGAGGCGGGACAGCUCCUACUCCUUCACCUUGGAUGAGCUUCGCGGCAAACGUUCCUGCCACCCAGGCUUGGGCAGCCCUGCCGGCUGGGAUGUGCCCAUAGGCUCCCUCAUCCAGCGGGGCUUCAUCCGGCCCAAGGACUGUGAUGUCCUCACAGCGGUGAGCGAGUUCUUCAAUGGCAGCUGUGUGCCUGUGAACAACCCCAGGAACUACCCUUCCUCGCUGUGUGCGCUCUGCGUGGGAGAUGAGAAGGGCCGUAACAAGUGUGUGGGUAGCAGCCAGGAGAGAUACUAUGGCUACAGCGGGGCCUUCAGGUGCCUUGCAGAGCAUGCGGGGGAUGUGGCCUUCAUCAAGCACACAACGGUCUUUGAGAAUACAAACGGCCACAAUCCUGAACCCUGGGCUGCUCAUCUCAGGUCGCAAGACUAUGAGCUGCUGUGCACCAAUGGGGCACGGGCUGAAGUAAGCCAGUUCCAAGCCUGCAACCUGGCCCAGAUGCCAUCCCAAGCUGUCAUGGUGCAUCCAGACACCAACAUCUUCACUGUGUACGGACUUCUGGACAAGGCCCAGGACCUGUUUGGAGAUGACCGCAACCAGAAUGGGUUCCAAAUGUUUGACUCCUCCAAAUACCACAGCCAAGACCUGCUUUUCAAAGAUGCCACAGUGCGAGCAGUACCUGUUGGGAAGAAAACCACAUACCUGGAAUGGCUGGGUCCUGACUACGUGGUGGCUCUGGAAGGGAUGCUGUCCCAACAGUGCUCGGGUGCAGUGGCCACAGUGCACCAAGUACCCCUGCUGUCCCCGCUCCUGCUGGGCCUGGCUGCAGGCCUCCUCCUGCGUGUUCUCUGAACGUGGUUGCUGUAGGCAGCGGCCUGAGCAGGGAAAGCUACAGAGUCCAGUCCAAG